Messenger RNA from Choloepus didactylus (southern two-toed sloth), 1708 nucleotides. RefSeq names its product TBC1 domain family member 10C (gene TBC1D10C). The coding region runs from base 246 to 1616 and encodes 456 amino acids. The record is from RefSeq and is a predicted model, not a curated record. NCBI's taxonomy places the organism in Eukaryota, Metazoa, Chordata, Mammalia, Pilosa, Megalonychidae. The transcript is spliced from 10 exons.
GGGACAGGGGCUGGGGCUGGUCCUGGGGCUGGGGCUACGUGCAGUGGUUUGGCCUUUCUGCCAGAAGAGGGGAUGUCGGGGGCUUGGUGAGAUAGCCUGAAACCUACCUGCCCCGACCCCACAUUCUGGCCUGGGGCUGGGACCUGACGGGAGCCCGGGCCCCCAGCUGCCCGGGAGCCACCCCUUAGGCUGGCUCUCCCCACACCUCGCAGCCUGAACCUGUGGCAUCUGGGGUCUGGGGUGCCAUGGCCCAGGCCCUGGGGCAGGACCUGGUGCAGCCUUCCGAGCUGCAGGAUGACUCCAGCUCUUUGGGGUCCGACUCCGAGCUGAGUGGGCCCGGCCCGUAUCGCCAGGCUGACCGCUACGGCUUCAUUGGGGGCAGUUCAGCGGAGCUAGGCCCAGGUCAGCCCCCCGCAGACCUUAUCCGCCAACGGGAGAUGAAGUGGGUGGAGAUGACGUCACAUUGGGAGAAAACCAUGUCGCGGCGGUACAAGAAGGUAAAGAUGCAGUGCCGCAAAGGCAUCCCCUCGGCCCUGCGGGCCCGGUGCUGGCCCCUGCUGUGUGGGGCCCACGUGUGUCAGAAGAACAGCCCCGGCACCUAUCAGGAGCUGGCCUCGGCCCCCGGAGACCCCCAGUGGAUGGAGACCAUCGGCAGGGACCUGCACCGCCAGUUCCCCCUGCAUGAGAUGUUUGUGUCACCCCAAGGUCAUGGGCAGCAGGGGCUCCGGCAGGUUCUCAAGGCCUACACCCUGUAUCGGCCGGAACAGGGGUACUGCCAGGCCCAGGGUCCCGUGGCCGCCGUGCUGCUCAUGCACCUGCCCCCAGAGGUGAGUGACCUACACCUGCCCCGAGAGGCCUUUUGGUGCUUGGUGCAGAUCUGUGAGGUCUACCUCCCCGGCUACUAUGGGCCCCACAUGGAGGCGGUGCAGCUGGACGCCGAGGUGUUCGCGGCGCUGCUACGGCGGCUGCUCCCGCGCGUGCACAAGCACCUGCAGCAGGUGGGCGUCGGGCCCCUGCUCUACCUGCCCGAGUGGUUCCUGUGCCUCUUCGCCCGCUCCCUGCCCUUCCCCACGGUGCUGCGCGUCUGGGACGCCUUCCUCAGCGAGGGCGCGAAGGUGCUGUUCCGUGCGGGGCUGACGCUGGUGCGCCUGGCACUGGGCACCGCAGAACAGCGCCUGGCCUGCCCGGGGCUGCUGGAGACACUCGGCGCCCUUCGGACCAUCCCCCCCAGCCAGCUGCAGGAGGAGGUCUUCAUGUCCCAGGUGUUCGGCGUGGCCCUGUCCGAGCGGGACCUGCAGCGGGAGGUCCGGGCCCAGCUGGGGCAGCUGCCCGACCCGGCACCCGGGCCUGCCCCCCAGCCGCAGGACCGCCUUCCCGGGGCCCAGGCCAUCUUUGAGGCCCAGCAGCUGGCAGGGGCACAGGGAGGCGCCAGGCCUGGCCCUGAGGUACCCCUCAUCGUGGUGCAGCCCCCGGAGGAGCCCCAGCCGCCUCGGCGCAAGCCCCAGACCCGAGGCAAGACUUUCCACGGGAUCCUGACGCGGGCCCGUGGCCCCCCUAUCGAUGGGCCCCCCAGGCCGCAUCGAGCCUCCUCCUCCUUCCUGGACACCCGCUUCUGAGGGCACCACGGACUCAGUGCCCCCCAAAGAUUGACUGAACCGCACUUUAUCAUCAGCAUUUGGCUUCACCUCUCCUCCCUUCCCAUCAAGGG